This is a messenger RNA of Bradysia coprophila, 2999 nucleotides long. RefSeq names its product partner of numb (gene pon). Lineage: Eukaryota; Metazoa; Arthropoda; Insecta; Diptera; Sciaridae. The record is from RefSeq and is a predicted model, not a curated record.
UUGUAUCCAGAUGCGCUCGAUGCAGUCGAUGCACAUUGAAACUGUCAAAACGUCCGUUGGAGUAGCUCGGAAUUGAUAAACGAUUAAUUAUUGAUCCUCUGAACGAAAAUGGCUUUAAUAAACAACUUGGCCGACACACCAAACAAGCGGAAACGACGUGAGUCCAAGUACGAUGACUCGGUGGAUUAUUAUAGCAAUCCCAACCGUUUGUUGGCAAACAAAGAGAACAACUACAUGGGCAUGGAAGUAAAGUCCAUUGCCCAGAUGAUAGCCGACAAAACCAUCGAGAAUCCAUUCGAAGUGAUACGCAAACCACCGAAAAAGAAGAAAAAGUCCGACAUCGAAGACAGCUGCUUCGUGAAUCCAGCGUUGAAUAUAAACGGACCGGAAACUGUGCUCAAUCCCUUUGAAGUCAUACGUCAGCCAACCGUGGUCAAAGACGAUCUGUGUUUCAUCAAUUCCGGAUUGAAUAUUCGGAUACCGGAUAAGGCAUGUCCAGCCGGUAAUGCAUAUGAGAUUAGUAGAAGCGGAAAUGGAAUCGAGAAUCCUGCUCUCGACCUGAAACAAUCAACACCUCGAGCAAUAGCUGUACCAUUCACACCAAAUAUGGGCUGUCGCAUCAAUUUCAGUGACAUCCCUUUGGAAUCACUAACGCCCUGUUCGUUGCUUACAAAGAAAUUAGUCCUCGAAUCGCCAAAAUUACCGCUUACACCGAAACGCUCGAUGAAAGCGUCCGUUGAAUUGUCAGCAAUCAGCGAGGAAUUAAAUAUUGGCGAGGAGCUAGACUGCUACCAAUUGGAAUUAGAAAACAGCAUCAAUGAGGCUAAGGUCGACAAGAACAAACAAACGAACGACAAGAAUUUGAUGGAUUUGAAGCACAAAACCACUUUCGCUCGAAGAUUGGAACUAUCGGAACAGCAGUACGAAUUGGAAAAGGAAUCAGUUACAGCCGAUGUCACACCGAUUCCGGAGGAUCUCCCAAAAACUGUGCCAAUUGAAUGCGAAAAUCGUGACGUUGUAUUCGAAGAGGUCAACGAAACCAGCGACGACGAAUUUGAAUUCAAAAAUCCGGCACCAUUCGUCCGAACCUAUCGCCGAAGCACUCGUAAGCCAUCUAAUGCUAGCGUUAAAUCCAAUGAAAAAACAUCAAACGAACCAAAGGAGAAAUCGUCCGGAUUCCGUAACUCGAUCCGUCAAAGCAUUCGCAAAUUGAUUGCUCCCAAUUCGGUCAAGGCGACAUCCCAGCCAACACCCAGCUUGGAUGAGCCAUCCGGAAGUGUGUUCACAACGCUUCGCCAGAGCUUCCGCAGAAAAGCAGCAUCGAGCAAGACAUCGUUAAUUGAUGACAAUCAGGGCAGCCUUCAUGAUGUGUCGGUAUUGAUGGAUGUCGAUCGGAAAGUUUACAAACAAACUGCGCAAGAAAUGACCAGUGACGAUGCGUUGAACAGUUUCGGAAGGAAGAAAUCGUUGCGUAGCAGUUUUCGUGACACUACCAAAGAUGUGCGACGUCAUGUGAUGAAAUCAGUGUUCAAGAAAAAUGUCGAGGAUUAUCGUUUUUGAUUCCAUGGUGGCCAUGGUGAGUAUGUCCUCCAGCCGAGCACCAGUUUCAUCUUUUUUAUUUUUAAACGAAAAAAUUGUUUCACAAAAUGCGCGCACCCGUUUGUCGUUAGUUGUUUAAGUUGCACCCUCUAAUUUAUUCUUGCUCAAGGUUUGCGAUUUUCCUCAAAUGGGAAGACGGUUUGUCAUCGCAAUUUCAAUAUUUUUGACCGAGACCUCCGUGAGGAAAACUAAAAAAGUAGUCGUUGCCGGUCUUAUUCCAUAUUCCCACUCAGCUAAAGUACUAUAAUUAGUGGCAAAUCUUAAUUUUUCUGGAAUCUAGAAGUAUCGUUUACGAGCCUUUUAGUUUCUUUAUACUUUGACGGGCAAAGAAAUCUUCCCAAGUUACAGGGAGUAAAUAAUUUCGCUAUGCACAGCACAUCUAUCAACAGCUGAUUGUCUUUCAGCUGUUGUCUGCUCAUUAUCAAUGAACUAUUUGCACUGAAGGAUUCCAUAAACUAUAACACGAUGGAAAAUUGAACAAAUCCCUGAAUCCUGUCGUGCGUUUGAUAUUUCUAGUUGGGUCCACAUAACAUCGGUCCCCACAAAAAAUUCUUGUGGGCUAUAAGAUCAGGGAUUAUUUCGAGGAGAACGUUUUCACAUCUUUUCAAUUUCCAAUUUUUCAUAAAAUUUGUUUUCUCAAUUUUCCCAAAAACCAUAUUUGGGAACAUCGGGAAAAAUUUAAGGAAAAGGAGGGAAAAUUGGAAAAAAUGUCAAAACGUUUUACUGCUAUAUAUAGACUCCGAAAACAUAUGAACAAAUCAGGUGUCAAUAAAUCGAUUUCUGAGAAUAGCCAAAUUUCGGUACCAUUCUCAUUUUUACCAAAAUCUUUCUUUAUUAUUUUUGAGAUGAACGCAAAUCGCGACUUUUUCCGAAAUUUUAGACUGUUUUGAAUUACUAGAAUCUAAUUGAAUUUGAAAUAAAAAUUUUGAUGUGCACGGGUGAGGCACGAACUCACAACCUUCAACUUGCCGGGCUGAUGCUCUAACCAAUUGAGCUACCGUGGACAUUUUUAUUUCAAAUCCAAUUUUUGAACCGUUGGUACAACACAUGAUGUGUGUGUUCUUUCUUCUAUAUGUGUAUUUCAACCUCUUUAUUUCUUUAUUAGCCAUCCGUGAACUUUGAUCACUGGACAAAGUCAAUCUUUUACUUUUUCGAACUUUCGAAAUUUAAAGAUGGGAAAGGUCCAGCCCACCGAAACUGGACCAUGGUCCGAAACGUACUUUUUCGGAGUCAGUGGAUCGAAAGAAUUUUUUCGGAGUCUCCUAGAAUUUUCUGUGGACUGAUGUAGUUUGCGUCGUAGGAAAUCGACCAACCCUAAUUUCUAGUCUUCUUGGUACUGGGUCAUUGACCCAUAAUUUAGCCCUUGUUUGUUGGGUUUACUGUUUUUGUAUUGAAAAUUA